AUGCCUUCAGACACCGAGCACCCAAGAGAGUCGUUGGGAGACGAGGUGAAAGAUGUGAUAUAUGGAGCCGACAGCCAUAGCGAGGAGGGUCAUGGCAAGGAUGAGCCGUUGAGCGAGAAGAUUGAGGAUGUGGUCGAGGGAGGUGAGGAGAAGAAGCACUAG
This is a messenger RNA of Fulvia fulva, 162 nucleotides long. RefSeq lists its product as uncharacterized. The coding region runs from base 1 to 162 and encodes 53 amino acids. The record is from RefSeq and is a predicted model, not a curated record. NCBI's taxonomy places the organism in Eukaryota, Fungi, Ascomycota, Dothideomycetes, Mycosphaerellales, Mycosphaerellaceae. The transcript has 2 exons.